Aegilops tauschii subsp. strangulata is the source of this 1200-nucleotide messenger RNA. The record is from RefSeq and is a predicted model, not a curated record. Lineage: Eukaryota; Viridiplantae; Streptophyta; Magnoliopsida; Poales; Poaceae.
UUUUAUUCUCUGCAGAGACGCUUUGCUAGUGAUCAGACCAGGAAGGCGUACACAGCAUUGAACGAGCAGUUCGAUGCGUACACCGGGGUCAUCUGGCAGCCCUACACGGAAGCAGCCAUACAAGCGAGAUACCCUGCUGGUAUGUCUGUGCUAUGCACAAGGGACCGAGAUUACUGGAUGACAAAAUCGAAGAUCAUCUUCGAUGUCUUCGUCGAGGAGAUGGCACAACAGAGGGUUAUGAGGCAAUUUGGUCUUCUGCAGUUGGAGCUACCUCCCCCUAUAGAGAACCCGGUGCCAGCAGACAUCCACAGGUAUUAACCAGUUUUUCAAUGUUGCAUUUUCUUUCAUAGUACUCCAUUCGAAGCUUUAGGUAAUUGUUGAACACACACCACAAUUUUAGGACGACAAGGAAGGGCAUGAACAGGACAACUGCUGACUGGCUAGUUAGAAUGGGAGACAGCAAACACAAAUCUAUGGCACGAGAAUCACAAUUUCGAUCUCGAUGAAUUCAAUCUCUAUUUGCGGCGCUACAUGACCGGAACACGGUUACGCAUUGUUGAGUACUCCCACUCAGAGGAGUUACCGGAUCCUACUCCGUCGGAUAUGUACCCGAGCUAUGAUACUUCGGGCUCUAGGCAGUACGCGGCUACCUUGACACGCGAACUGUACGACGACGUGACCACCUUUGGACGAUCACUAUCGUCUGGACCUCUUCUUCAUCAUCGUCCAGUGGUACAGCCCUUCUUGGAAAGAAUUCAGAAUAAGAUACGGACUGUGUACGAGGCUAUCACGUGCACCCGGAGAACCGAUGUUGUUCAACACGAGCAGGAGCAGCCGCGUCACUCCAUGCAACGACAUCAACCACGUCCACGCCUAGCACAGCAGCCGACAACCAGGCCACCCCGUCCUGACCAACCUGGCAGUUCUACGUGGCACCCGCAACACUAUGGUCCCACGUCGAGCUUCGUGUUUUCUCGACAGCCACAGCAACACGGUCCCUCGUCGAGCUUCGUGUUUUCUCCACAGCCACAGCAGCACGGUCCCUCGUCUAGUUUCGUGUUUCAGCCAGAGCAGACGUCACACCCAGCAGGGGCCUAUGGAUAUCAGGCGUCUAUGUCGGCAUCACAUGAUACGUGGGGGGUGAUCAACAUCCCGAGGACAACAUACAGGCUCAGAUGUCGCAGCACACCCAGUGGAUGA